CUUCAGAGACACAGUUUGGGGUGGGUGCAUCCUGGAUUGGUCUCCUGCCCUUACCAUUUUGGGGCCGCUGCAAGAACCGAGCUCCAGACCAACCGCCAACGGUCUGCCUCGGCGGCCGCCAUCUUUGCUGCCAUUGGCACAGGCCCUCUGAGGCGCUGACUAGUGUCAUGUCUGCCACAGGGAAUGGAGACCCGACACCAAAUGACCCAGAUAGCCGGGUGAGCCUGGCAGCCGAGGGGGCUGAGGCAGCUGGAGUGGAUGAAGGAGUUGGGCUCAACUCCGGGACAAAUGUGGGCAGCGUGGCCGAGGGCAGCGAAGCCCAGGUGGCCUCGGGAGCCCAGGCCCUAGGGCCCCGGGUGGUAGAGGAGGGCGUGAGGCUGGAGGCAGGGUCCGCUGCAUCCUCCUCGUCUUCCUCCUCCUCCAUCGGGCCAGCGGAGGAGGAGGAGGGCGGGGACGGGGUGAUGAACCGGGUGGUGGACCCCUGGCAGUUCCCCUUGUUGAAUUUCCGAAUCACGUUCAUGGAGCUGGCCAACGCGCUCCUGCAGCGCAUGCAGCACAACGACCACCUCCUGAUCCGCCCCUACGAGGGCAGCCUGAGGCUGCGACGAUCCGCUCCCAACGCAGCCUCCCGCCCACGUCCCCGCCCCAGCCUCCGCCCCCGGCUGCUGCCGGUGCUCCCGAUGCCUUCAGGGCCCAGGGGCCCGGCGAUCCCUCAGGUCAGGGCCCCGGGCGAAGGCGAGGCCCAAGCCCCGGCUGUCGAGGCUGUGGUCUCGGCCCCGGCCGUGGAGGAGCCAAGAGCCUGCGCCGGCGCCACCGCCAUGUUGGCCGAGGCGUCAAAGGAAGCGAUGAAGGAGACAGCGAAGAGCGGAAAGCAGGUGGCAAAGGACUCCAAGGGUGAAGAACACGUGGAAGUGACUCAGAAUCCGCAAGAAAACUGGAGUGGAGAUGAUGAUUUUGGAGGUGUGGAAGAGAGAGAAGCAGAGGAAGAAGGUGAGAAGGAAAACGAAAAUCAACAAGAACCAGAAAAGGACACAGACGCAGCAGGUGGCAGCCUUGGAAAACCCGGUUCGGAAGACUAGAAAGAAAAGGAUGGAGAAAGAAGAAAGAAUCCAACAUGUGUUUAGAAGUUCAAGAGAAUCUCAUCAACAUUAACUUCAUUCCAAAGCUUGUUACCUCAAAUACGAUACCCAUUGAUACCUGACUUUUCUCUUUAUGUGUUCAAGUUAAAAAUAAGUUUGUUUUAAACAACUAAGUGGAACUACAGGCAGAUCUUUUUCAAAAUAACACUCAAAUCUGUUUUACCUCUUCUAUCUUCAUUUAAAAUGAAUAGCUUUCCAACACUUGGUAAACUUAUUUUAAAUUCUUUUAUUAUAGCACAGUGAAUUAAAGUGUAAAGUUUAAAACUUUUUUAACAGGAGAAAUGAAUGUCAAGGCUUCUUUAAAAUUAAAUUGUAUCAGUCAUUUAGCCACCUGUGGCUACUGAGGAUAUAAAAUGUGAUUAGUCUGAUUUGAAAUAUGCUGUAAGUGUG
This is a messenger RNA of Chinchilla lanigera (long-tailed chinchilla), 1529 nucleotides long. Its product is annotated as cancer/testis antigen 47A-like. The transcript is spliced from 4 exons. The record is from RefSeq and is a predicted model, not a curated record. NCBI's taxonomy places the organism in Eukaryota, Metazoa, Chordata, Mammalia, Rodentia, Chinchillidae. The coding region runs from base 168 to 1079 and encodes 303 amino acids.